Messenger RNA from Penaeus vannamei (Pacific white shrimp), 788 nucleotides. NCBI's taxonomy places the organism in Eukaryota, Metazoa, Arthropoda, Malacostraca, Decapoda, Penaeidae. The record is from RefSeq and is a predicted model, not a curated record.
ACAUCUUUUUUAGGAUGGACUAUUAUAAAUUCUUUUCGGAAAAUGCUCGGCAUCGUCUUCCAUCAUGGAUCGGUUCUCUCAGAAAGUUCAUCGUAAAUCCAGCGCCGGAUAUGCUGUGGCUGGCAGGGGGUCUCCCCAAUGACUCCAUCUUCCCCUUUCACGAAGCGAAGGUCAAGCUGCGAGAUGGUCACGUGAUCGAAGUGGGUCCUGAUCUCAUGGCCAAAGGUCUGCAAUAUGGUGGUCCUGCAGGUUACGCCCCGCUUCUGAAGCACCUCUCGGACCUGACCCAGCGGCUGCACUCGCCCCCGCGCUGGUCGAGCAGCAAGCAGGUGAUCACGGUGGGCGGUCAGGACGGCAUCGCCAAGGCCUUCGUCAUGCUGACCGACCCCGGCGACUACGUGGUCAUCCCUGAGCCUUGUUACGCCGGGAUAUUCUCGGAGCUGAGUGCGCUCGACCCUCGCUACCUCCCGGUUGAAGAGGACGAGGAGGGCAUGAAACCCGAUGCCCUGAGGUCAACGUUAGCUCGCUGGAAGGCCGACACGGGAGGGCGUGAGGCCGGGAGCAUGAUCAAGUACAUGUAUAUUAACCCGAGCGGCAGCAAUCCUUCGGGAACCACGCUGAGUGAGGCUCGACGUCGGGAGAUCUACGCCCUGGCCUGCGAGUACGACUUUCUCAUCCUCGAGGACGACCCCUACUACUUUUUGCAGUUUAUCGAUGACUUCCCUCCGAGCUUCCUGAGCCUGGACACGGAGGGCCGAGUGCUGAGGUUCGACUCCUUCUCCAAGACG